GGCACCUCGGGAACAUGGCGGAAGGAGAUAAUCGUAGCACCAACCUGCUGGCUGCAGAGACUGCAAGUCUGGAAGAGCAGCUGCAAGGAUGGGGAGAAGUGACGCUGAUGGCAGAUAAGGUCCUCCGAUGGGAAAGAGCCUGGUUUCCACCUGUCAUCAUGGGUGUGGUUUCUUGUUUUCUGACUAUCUACUAUCUAGAUCCAUCCAUUCUGUCAGGUGUUUCCUGUUUUGUUAUGUUUUUGUGCUUGGCUGACUACCUGGUUCUCAUUCUAGCGCCUAGACUUUUUGGCUCCAAUAAAUGGACCACUGAGCAACAGCAGAGAUUCCAUGAAAUUUGCAGCAAUCUAGUAAAAACUCAACGCAGAGCUGUGGGCUGGUGGAAACACCUCUUUACACUAAAGGAAGAAAAGCCUAAAAUGUACUUCAUGACCAUGAUCAUUUCUCUUGCUGCGGUUGCUUGGGUGGGACAGAAACUCCACAACCUCCUUCUCACCUACCUGAUAGUGAUCUUACUCUUGCUUCCUGGACUAAACCAACAUGGAAUCAUUUUGAAGUACAUUGAAACGGCCAAAAGAGAGAUAAACAAGCUUCUCAAACAAAAAGAAAAGAAAAAUGAAUAAUACAUCUGCUUUAUUCGGUGUGAUUAAUGGUGUAUACAUUGUCCUUGGGGACAGUGUCUGUUAUGCUGUCUGGAUACUAAAAUGUUACAGAUGUAGCCCUUUGCUGUCCCUCAUUCUGCCCUUAGUUAGUAGAAAUUCUGACUUGCCAAGUAAGGCUUUAUGCCCAGUGUCUUCAUGGGUAUGUUGACAUCAGCUGGCCUUAUAUGGACAACUCAUUCAUCAUUACCACUUGUCUUGGUUUUUCUCACCCAGGGUUAAUUGAACUCUUACUUUUAAAAUAAUAUAGUGGUGAACUUCAUCCUUUAGUACGGUUAACAGUGGCUUGGGAUAA
This is a messenger RNA of Kogia breviceps (pygmy sperm whale), 951 nucleotides long. The record is from RefSeq and is a predicted model, not a curated record. NCBI's taxonomy places the organism in Eukaryota, Metazoa, Chordata, Mammalia, Artiodactyla, Physeteridae.